Messenger RNA from Mycena indigotica, 2451 nucleotides. Its product is annotated as RNA polymerase II subunit A C-terminal domain phosphatase. Lineage: Eukaryota; Fungi; Basidiomycota; Agaricomycetes; Agaricales; Mycenaceae. Gene Ontology annotation, cellular component: nucleus. The record is from RefSeq and is a predicted model, not a curated record. The transcript is spliced from 6 exons. Gene Ontology annotation, molecular function: RNA polymerase II CTD heptapeptide repeat phosphatase activity. Bases 1 to 2451 code for a protein of 816 amino acids.
AUGAAUGACAAUCUCGUGACCGCAUACAAGAUCACCCUCUCAACGUCGCGUCUUCCCUCUACAUCGACCUGGAAUGCGCCUAUGGCAGACUCGGAGCCCACCCCCACCGACUUGUUUCUCCCUCCUUCCUUUCCCUUUCCCAUCAAAGUAAUUUCCAUCGACGCGAAUUCCCAAAUUAAGCGGGGCACGCGGCUCUUAACCUACUCCUUUGUGCAUGUCCCAGCCCAACGAAAUGCCCAACCCGAAUCACGCUUCGGUACUUGGGACUCGGCCAUUGAAGGCAACAUCGUCAACUGGACUGUCACCGUCGGGGAUGUCAUCUCAGCCCGCAAAGCACGCGAACAGCCCGUUGUGCUGGUAUUGGAGGAGUGCAAACAUGGCAUGCAAGUAGGAGGAAUGUGUGUUGUCUGUGGAAGGGAUAUGACUGUAGCGGAUUACAUUGGCUUCGCCGACUCGUCCCGUGCGAACAUACAGAUGACCCAUUCGGCCAAUGGCCCUACGGUAUCGCUGGAAGAAGCGGAGCGAAUUGAGCGGGAGAAUAUUCAGGAGUUACUCCAGGCUCGGAAGCUCACACUCAUCGUUGACCUUGAUCAAACGAUUGUCCAUGCAACUGUUGAUCCAACUGUGGGCGAAUGGAAAGCAGACGGUGCGGCUUGGAAAGCCCGGCAUGUAGAUAAACCAGAUGAAAACCCAGACGACAUUUGUAACCCUAACUGGGAUGCACUCGAAGAUGUCGCUGAGUUCAAACUCAAGAAUGACUCUUUCAGCAAGACUCCGGAGCACGAGGGACCUACUUACUAUAUCAAGAGGAGACCUGGCUGGCAAAAGUUCCUCCAAGAUAUGUCGCUCAAGUACCAAAUGCACGUCUACACGAUGGGCACUCGAGCUUAUGCAGAAGAAGUGUGCGCUUUAAUUGACCCUAAAGGCGAUAUAUUUGGUCGACGACUGUUAAGUCGAGACGAGAGCAACAACAUGACUAGAAAAAGUCUUGAGCGACUCUUUCCCUGCGAUACCUCUAUGGUAGUCGUCAUCGAUGACCGCGCAGACGUCUGGGAGUGGAUACCAAACCUCCUCAAAGUCGUUCCAUUCGAUUUCUUCGUGGGCAUCGGGGACAUCAACGGCACAUUCCUGCCUAAGAACAACAUUCUUGGCCCAGGAAAACCCGAAAAGCCGGCUGCAAAACCCAAAGGACUAGCACCCGGAGGGGAUCCUGAACCUCCACCUGAUCCUGACGCCACAACGGCAGCUGCGAAUCAAGCAAAACUCGCGGAGAAGGCAUUAAUCCAAGAAAACACGAUCGCAUUGGAGGCACAAGUUGAAGAGCGGCCGUUGGCAAAGAAACAAGAAGAACUCCAACAUCCAACACCUGAAACAACACGUCCCAUGACAGCAGCGCUGCUGAAGGAUGACGACAACGAACUCGUUCGUAUUCGCCAGUUGUUAGAGGAGGUACACCAAGAAUUUUACACCGUCUACGAAAGGUCAAGCCAUGAGACGCUUCCCCCGCCACCGGCUACCAGUAGGCGGAACGGUCCAACCAAACCGAAGCCACCUUACGAUGUCACUGAAAUAAUGCUGCGAAAACGCGCUCAAGUUCUCGCGGGCGUUCACCUCGUUUUUUCUGGCGUCAUCCCGCUUGAUACAAACCCACAAACAUCAGAACAUUGGCGGUUAGCGCGAAUGUUUGGAGCAAAGUGUUCAACCGAAUUGACUCCCGAGACGACACAUCUUGUUUGUGCUAAGCCCGGGACCGUCAAAGCGGAUACAGCCAUGCGGCGAGGCGGAAUCUACGUCAUUCGAUCUGAGUGGUUUGCUGAUUGCCUGAACCUCCUCGCACGGCAAGACGAAACUCGAUAUCUUCUUGAGGGCGUGCGAGCCCCAAUACCCACCGUGGGUGUAUCAGCUAACCCCUCAUCGACCGCCGCUCCAACGACAAUAGAAAAGGAGGACGAAGACGAAGAAUGGGACGAGUCCAGGCCAGCCGACGGAUCACUUGCGCUUGAUGCCAUCAACUGGGACGAUAUCAACGACGAAGUCGAUGCUGCGAUGAACGAGAGCGACGACGAAGACGGGGGCAAGAGUGAGCGGAGUGUGAUGUCGGAAGACGAGUGGGAUCGAGACAAUAGCAGCGCGCCAGGAACGCCGUCACGUGGUAAGCGGAAACGUCUAAGGAGUGUUACGCCGUCAGAAGGAGGCUCGCCGCUGAGCAAGCGCAAAAAGCUCACUGGCGCGUCGAAACUAAAGGAGGGGGUCACCGCCGACGACCUAUCGACAGCGGCUUUCAAGAAGCUGCCUCCAAUAACGACUGAAGGGCUUCCUCCCACUGUCGCAAGCCUAGCAUCCAAUGUUUCUGAUGGCGAGGACGACUCUGGAGAAGAAGAAGAUGAUGAUGACGGUGAUGACGAGGAAGACGACUUCCUUGCACGAGAACUGGAGGAAGACUGGGGAUAG